Molecule: messenger RNA, 976 nt
Organism: Gopherus evgoodei (Goodes thornscrub tortoise)
Lineage: Eukaryota; Metazoa; Chordata; Testudines; Testudinidae
Product: kunitz-type serine protease inhibitor B1-like
Exons: 3
Coding region: 252-752 (166 amino acids)
Molecular function (GO): serine-type endopeptidase inhibitor activity
Source: RefSeq, a predicted model, not a curated record
AGACAUCCCCGGCUCUCCUAUCCCCCACACAGACAGCCCCUACUCCAUCACAAUUACAUUUCCACCUUCCUCACCCAGGGACGUUUCCCAACUCUUGCAGGGCCCUGCUGCUUCCCUGUUCCCUUUGGGAGGGGCAGACACUGGGGGUGCUCUCUUGUGCAAUGUCCCCGCCAGUGACGGCAGUGCCGGGCUGGCAUGAUGGUAUAUAAGCUCAUGCAGCUCAGCGCUGGACAUCCUGGCCCAUCAGCACCAUGAAAUCAGGCCUCCUCCUCCUCCUGGGGCUCCUCGCCCUCUGGGCUGACCUGCUGCCUGCCUCUGGGCAGCUCCGUCAAGCUAACCCAAUCUGCAAUCUCUCUGCGGAUCCCGGCCCAUGUUUCACCUACAGCCUCAACUACUUCUACAACUCGGCCACCAAGAGGUGUGAGGAGUUCGUUUAUGGCGGGUGCCAGGGCAAUGGGAACAGGUUUCCCAAUGUGGAUGAAUGUCUCCAGACUUGUGGAAGCUCAGGUGACAUUUGCCGACUCCCGCCAAAGACAGGCCCUUGUGAGGCACUGAUCCCUCGCUUCUUCUACAACCCGGCCUCCAGGACGUGCGAAAGCUUCAUCUACGGCGGCUGCCAGGGCAAUGGGAACAACUUUAGAACCCUCCCGGAGUGCCAGCGGGCCUGCAGGAAACGCGGUAAGGGGACCAAGCACGUGAACCUGCUCACCUGGGCUGGGCAGCUCAGCGAGCUGGGACAGCCUGAGAAUUAACACAACUGCCGGCGGGACUGGUCCCCAGGAGUCCAGGGUGGGAAACAGGACUAAAUAAAUAUAGCUUGCUUGUUCUGGGGGCUGGAUUCUAGUCCCGCUACUUCGGGAGGUCAGGGCAGGGGAGACCAUCAUGAAAAUCAGUUGAAAAAAUGUUCGGCUUGUGAAUCUGUGCUAUAAGUAUUCAUAAACAAACAGCCCUGGCUGUACCGUGAGGGAGCCCUGCA